Spodoptera exigua (beet armyworm) is the source of this 4140-nucleotide messenger RNA. The record is from the annotation of a GenBank genome assembly. NCBI's taxonomy places the organism in Eukaryota, Metazoa, Arthropoda, Insecta, Lepidoptera, Noctuidae.
CUUGAUAAUAGGUAGUCUUUGGUAGCACUCUGUCAACCAACUGUCAACUCUGUGGCGUGUGUAUCAAAGAAAAAAUAUGGCAAUACGUCACGAAAACAAUAAAUAAAAUAUCAAUGUUUAGGAAUUAAAUAUAGUUACAUCAAUUAUUUGUACAAUGGCAGAAAAAAAUACACCUCUUUUAGCUGUUCUACAACUUCUAAGGAAAUAUAAUCUAAAGGGUACGGAAGAUAUUUUAAGGAAAGAAGCAAGCUUAGGCGAUGUUGAAUUUGAGAAUUUAGAUCUUCCGGAGGUCGAGUUAGCAAGUAUUCUUACCUCGCAUCAUACCGAAAGUGAUCCAUACAGCUAUGAGUUUGCUUAUGAUAAUUUAAAGAAAUUUAUUGAGAAUUCACUCGAUAUUUACAAGCAUGAAUUGUCCACACUUUUGUAUCCAGUAUUUGUUCAUAUGUAUCUGGCACUAAUACUCUAUGACCACAAUGAGCAUGCUGCUAAUUUUUUGGAAAAGUUUGGUCUUGAGCAAGAAGAUUAUUACCAAGAUGAUUUAAAGCGGUUGUCUAUUGUUAAACAUAAAGAUCAAAUCAAAGGAAAUGAAUUGGCUGAAAUUUACAGCACAAAUAAGUUUGUGGUACAACUAUCUAGAGAUGCAUCAUCACAGCUGAAACGUUUUCUUCAAGAGCAGAAGAGUUCAACAGUUAUAAUCAACAUCAUAAACAACCACAUUCAGGUGGAUGUACAUGAUGGUCCUGGCAGAACACAAGCUCAAGUACGCUCCACUACUGGUGGACUUCUUGGUGAAGCCACUAGAAAUGAAAAUCGUACAAAGGUUUACUAUGGCCUAUUAAAAGAACCUGACAUUCAAGUACUUCCUGCACCUGUAGAAGACGAAGAAGAAGCAGAGGAAACCCCUGAUAAGCCAAAAAAGAAAAAGGCUAAAAAGGAAAAUAUCUUUAUGAAAAAACCUAAGUCGGAUCCAAAUGCUCCUCCAAAUGAUAGAAUUCCAUUGCCAGAACUUAAAGAGACAGACAAAAUUGAAAAGGGUAAAGCUAUAAGAGAAGCUUCAAAACGUAUUCAACUGGGACCAGAAAGUUUACCAUCAAUUUGUUUCUACACACUACUUAACAGUGGUCAUACUGCUAUUUGUACUGAUAUAUGUGAUGGCUCCACAUUGCUGGCUGUAGGCUUCAGUAACUCCUGUAUUAAGGUGUGGACAUUGACUCCAGUGAAAUUGCGUGGAAUGAAGUCUGCAGAAAAGUUACUUGACAUUGACAGAGAAGCAGGUGAUGUACUUGUUAGAAUGAUGGAAGAAAGAGAUAGAGAUACAUGUCGAUCUCUGUAUGGACACUCUGGACCAGUCUACAAAGUAGCUUUUGAUCCUUUUAAAACAAUGCUGCUGUCAGCUUCUGAAGAUUCCACUGUCAGAUUAUGGUCCUUACAAUGCUGGACUUGUCUGGUGGUGUAUAGAGGCCAUGUGUGGCCAGUUUGGGAUGUUCGUUGGUCUCCACACGGUCACUACUUUGCAACAUCUGGUCAUGAUCGUACUGCACGACUUUGGGCAACUGAUCACCAUCAACCUUUAAGAAUUUUUUCAGGACAUUUAUCAGAUGUUGACUGUGUCCAAUUUCAUCCAAAUUCCAAUUACGUGGCCACUGGUUCUAGUGAUAGAACAGUGCGCUUGUGGGAUUGUUUAACAGGAACACAAGUUCGGAUUAUGACUGGACAUAAGUCGACAAUAUUUACUUUGGCAUUUUCCGUUUGCGGCCGAUGGCUGGCGUCAGGCGGUAAUGGCGAGCUCAUAGUAUGGGAUAUUUCCACUGGUAUGCCUGGUGCGAUAUUGCCACCGCUACACACUGCUCCCAUCCAUGCACUAGCCUUUAGUCGUGAUGGUACCAUUUUAUCAUCAGGUUCUUUGGAUUGUAGCAUAAAAUUGUGGGAUUUCAAUGCUAUCACAGAAGAAGCAAAUGGUGAAGAAGUAAGUUCCACCAACAAUGCUGUACAGAAGGAGGACAAGUAUUUGCUGCGUUCAUUUGCCACGAAAAAUUCGCCUAUAAAAGGUCUACAUUUUACUCGACGCAAUCUUCUACUAGCUGUAGGUUCCUAUGAAGGUAGUUCAUAAAAUAACAUUUAAAGUAAGAUAAAAUGAAAAAUUUGCAUUAUGUUAUUAGAUUUUUAUUAACAUAGCCAGUCUAUGGAGCAUUUAAGACACUUGAGUUAAUGCCAAUUAAACUUACAAAUCUAUCUUAAACAUGUCAUUAUAGCCAUUAAGAUUUUGCUGAUUUUAUAAUUAUCAAAAUAAAUAAUAAUUUCACAAAAAUGUGUUUAAUUUUAUAUCUCAUAGUUGUUUCACAGAAUAAAAAUGGCUUGAUGGUUAAUAUAAUGUUAUGCUAAUUGCAGAAAAAAAGCUCUUUCGGAUGUAAUGAAAUGUAUCAUUAAAUUUAAAACAGAUUCAUUACUCCUUGCAACUUGAGCUUUCAUAGCUUGUUUAAAAUCUUCUUUAACACCUUUAUCUGCUCCUCUGGUGCCUAUUCUUCUCUGCCCUAAAUGUUGUUGAGAAUUUGGUAAAAUAUCAAGAACAAUGUUGUUUCCUUGUUCAUUCCAAAUGAAACUCAGUUCUUCUAAUAUGUCUAUGUGAAUAAUGUAGGAAGUGAAAAGGUGAUAAUGAAACACACCUUUUUGUCGUAUGACAUCAAUUAUAUGUAUAAAAAUAGCCUCUUCCUGUGGCCACCCCAGUUGCAUCAGUACAAGCAUAUGGCCGUAUGCUAUAUCAGUAGUAUUACCAGUGUUUAAUAAAAUUCUAAUAAGCAAUGUGCAAAAAUAAUGCAUAAUGGCAACUUUAGUAAGAGGCAAAAAAUGUAGAUGUCUAUGUUUACCCCCUACAAUUAAUUCGGGUUCUAAAAUGCCUUCUACAUUUGGCAAUUGGGGCAAAGCAGCAAGUAUACUCUCAACACAGGCAGUAUAGUUUUUUUGAAAGUAGUUUAUAGAUACCCUUACUAUGCUAGCUGUUAAAUUUGUUAUGGUUGCUUGGGGCAUAGCCUCUUCAUAUUUUCCUCUGUAUAAAGCAAAUUCAUCAGCAAAGCCCUCCGCCCAUGGCUUGGUUUGCAAUUGAUUUGCCAGUUUUGUAAACUCUCUUGAAAUGAGGUCAUUACUGUGUAGCAACUCCCAACAAUUAGCAGCAGCUUGGAAUUGAUGAGAUGAUAUACCUGUCACUUCCAAAUCACCUUUUCUUCUUUUAGAUGGGGCAACUUCAGGGUCUGACAAGGCCUCUACAAGUAUAUGGUUUCCUUUUAAAGAUUUAUGUUCAUAGAGAGAUCUCAAAAAGAAAGUUGUGCCACAAUAUAAAAGUUGACGACAGUCUUCACUGUUCCUUAAAGACAAUAAUUUUUGAAAAUAUGUUUCUUUGUUUAAGCUGUUGCUAUAAUUAACAAAAAAUGAAUCCCAACCCAAUUGUCUCCCCAUCAGAUCCAAGACACCAAAGAGUCUUUGCCAAGGAUCUGUGAUAUCGUGUUCAUUUUCAUCAUAUACAUAAGAGUUAUAAAAAUCUAUAGCUUUAAUUACCAAGCGUUGUAACAAUCUUGGUGAUUCUAAUAAACUGAGCAGAGGCAAUGUUUCAACUACCAAAAGUCUAGCAUAGCGGUUGUCAUAAAAAAAUUUUUCAGCAUUAAUCAAUGUCUUCACUAAACUAUCCACACCAAGCUGAGGAAAUUUCUUUAAAAGUAAAACUAGUAAACGGCAGUGUUCCAUUGUGUCAUCACUAUUCUCAACACUUGUCUUCAGUAUUGUCAAUUGAAUAUCUGGACAAAUAUUAUCAAACAUUUGACUUAGAAAGCUUCCUUCCGAUGAUCUUAGAGCAUUUGCAAUUGCUGAUAUUUCAGGCAACAAAGAUGGAAGAUUCUGCCUUGACUUCAUCAAGGAACUGAAACAUUCGGCUGCCUCUUGAACAUUUCCAGAUUGCUUUUCCAUUAAGUAAGCUUCAAACUGAAUUUUAAAGUUAGUAGGAAAUAACGUUUUCGCCGUUAACAUCCAUGCUUUAGCCGAGUGAAUAUUAUAUUUCUGAGCGUCUUUGGCUUUAGAAAUAAUAUAAUCCUCAUCACUCAAAGCGGAAUCGAUAGCUGGCAUUUUUUACUGAAGAAAUUUCGAACACGUACU